Molecule: messenger RNA, 616 nt
Organism: Anopheles bellator
Lineage: Eukaryota; Metazoa; Arthropoda; Insecta; Diptera; Culicidae
Exons: 2
Coding region: 146-616 (156 amino acids)
Source: RefSeq, a predicted model, not a curated record
UCGGCACACCUGAGAGCUAAGCCCACUAUCUGUGGGCUGCGGUUUUCCAACACUCCGGUGGCACCUUCCUGGUCCGAGUGAAAGGUGUUCGGAGAAGAAGAAAUUGCAUAAGAUCGAAACACGUACAGCGAGCAGUGAGAAAGAAAUGGGACACGGAGCCCACCGAAUCGGCAACCAAACCUUUCGGAGGGAAUCGAACGGUCGGCCAAAGACUCAAGGCCGCACCGCAAGAGAAAGCUGCCGCGGCUCGAUGGCCGAUUACGAUGGAAUUGUCACCGACGCGGUUCCGAUGGCAAGAUUCGCGGUCGACAAGAUGACCGCGUAUGCCAAACAGAACGGAUCGGAUGAGGCAAGUGGACCAUUAAAUUUUGAGGCUGCCUCGAUUCCGGUCGAAGUGGUGGAAAUCGUUGAAUUUCGGACACAGCUCCCGGCUCUGGGGCGAGGUGACAGUUUGCUCUUUGGAACCAGCUCAAAUGGUGCCGAAAUCAGGGAGACUCAUCGGAUCAUCGGGAACCCCACCGCAAGCUUAUCGUUCCAAGAACACUCGGGCCAUAAACCGUCACCCGCGGACACUGCAUUCCAUUUGCGAGUUGGUUUUACCUGUCCUUCGCGAUGA